This is a messenger RNA of Linum trigynum, 2829 nucleotides long. The record is from the annotation of a GenBank genome assembly. NCBI's taxonomy places the organism in Eukaryota, Viridiplantae, Streptophyta, Magnoliopsida, Malpighiales, Linaceae.
CCCUGCUUAGAGACUUUGACGGAAAUGUGCUGUCUACUGGCAUCCACCAAAACUACAGUGAAAUCAUCCGCUCUCCAAGCCAACCAGAUCCCACCCGACCUGCCAUUCGCGUCGACUCUAAUUAUCUCAUCAAAACCCAGUUUGCUGCAGAUCGAGUUUGCUCUUUCUCCGCUGAUCUGUGGCUCCAGAACAAUAAGGAAAUCGGGUUUAUAGGUGUUCUUCAUCAAACGAAUAGCUCGCAGAAAUUUCUUGCUUCCUGCUCCACAGACAUUCCAAGACAAAAUAUUUAAAUUAGUUUGAUAAAUCAUGGAAAAAAAAAUAAAAGGAAAAAGAAGGAGGCUAAGAGGAGUCGAAGAGCUCAGGAGGCUUCAAAGGAAGACGCUUCAUGCUCCUCUGUGAGGGGCUGUUCUUUGGAGGUUUCCAUGUUGUUCCUCUCAACCAUAGCCACAUCCCCUUUCUCAGUUUCGGUAAGCCCCGAGGGCCAAUCGCUUUUUUUGAGGGAAGUGGUGCAGAAUUCUUCAAUCGCUUGUAUCGACAUCGGGAAGGCCCCCUGUUUCUGUUUAUGAUGAGCUUCCUUCUUGCCAGGGCUCUGGAUCUGAAGAGGUUUUCUCGUAGCCUUCAGGUUGACGCCCUUGUGCUGCGUAGACCGUUCCGCCUUCUGCCUGGGAAAGUGCUGCCGGACCGAAGAGCCGCCGGAGUUGGGGUUCUGGUUUUCUUUCUCAGGUGGGCGCAAAUCAGGGACCUCAAGGAUCUGGAUUUUCGUCUUGUUUGGGCUGGCCACCAAAACGGUUGGGAGAGGCUUAGAUUGAUGUUCACUGGUUGGUUUAGACGCUGGGCCAGAUUGGGGGUCGCUAGGGAGCUGAUUCUGGGGUUCGCUAGAAUGAAACUUUGUUAACAGCACAAAUUUCUAGUCCAGUGGAUAAGCUGCCUAGUUCUUAAAUUUUCCUGAUACACAGCAUUGCUUUUAUAAUUUUAACAGUUUUUUUUUUCAAUUCAAUCCUCUAAUUUUCCUGCUUUUUUCUUAUAAAUCUUGUAAUUUCAAAUAAAUUCAGUCAAGUUCUUAAACUUUUACAUUCAUAUUUUCAAUGAUUUUUUUUGGAUAUGUAGUUAAUUAAUUUUCAAAAACAAUAAUAUAAUCAUAAAUUCAUAUUAAAGGUAUAAACAAUUACAUGUUAAAAUGCAUGAUAAUUUUUGCUCACAGUAUAAACAUUUAUUUUGAGUAUAACAUACUAGCAAACUUUAAAUUAAUUAUAUUUUGAGUGUUUUUAUUAUUUUAAUUAAUUAUACUUCAAGUUGUAAAAUUGUACAAUAACAUAAUGAUACAAAUUGCUUUAUGGUACAACCUAAACUUAUACAUUUAAUGUUAUGGUACAACUUUAAAUUGUUCAUUAAAGCACCAAUACUAUAUAGCAUAGUAGAAAUGCUCGUUGAAUUAGAUCGUGUGGCAGUUGCUACAGUCAAUAGUAGACGUGUCAUCUGCUUGGCCCGUCUGUCUUUUCCUUGUUGGGCCAUGUUGUCAAUUUCCCCCGCAUGCCUUUUAUGGGCUUGAUGGGCCUUCUUUAUGGCUUUUUGGCAUUUGGCCCUCGUUUUUUAUUUGUUUUGCAGGUUUGCCUCUGCUUGGUGUUAUGGGUCACUUCAAUCCAAUUCUAGGUGGCAUCAGAUACAUCUGCAAUUUGCUGCUUGAUAGACACAAGAGUUUGGUCCUAGGUUAAGGUACAGAGACCUUAAGACGGUGUGGUGUAGCGGUGGAGGCUUAUAUCUUUUUUAGGUUUCAGUGUUUUUGUCACUUUGUUCUUAGGAACUAAUAGAAUUGCCCAUUUAGUUGCAUAAAAGGCUCUUUCAUCAACAGAUCGAUUAGUAUCGAUUGUCGUUACUUUUAUCUAUUGUAAUCAUAUAUGUCUACUAUUUCAUCUGACUAUGAUAUAAAAAAAAACAAAUACACAAAUGUUAGGGUCAUGGUUACUCUUUAGUGUCAUCAUCGAUCCUUCAAAUUGGUUACUCCAAUAUAUGGUCUUAUUCAAGUCUUCGAACACUCAAGACAAUUCAUGAAAAGGAGCAACAUUAUUUUUCUAAAAUAGUCACGUGCAACACACCUUGUGAGACCGAAUAUGCCACCACAAAUUCUAAAAGAAUCAUCAUCCAAUAAAAUAUUGUACUUUUUGUGUACUUUUUCUUCAAUUUAAAUUUUCCCUCAUGAGAUAAAAUUUGGUGACCUAUUUUAGUAAUUUACUUAUUUUAGUAUACGAACACGUUGGACUACAGGAUCAUAACAAGAUAACCUUUGUGAACAUCACUAAAUCCUAGGAAGGCACAACGAGCAUUCUUAGAGGUUAAUUUGAUUCUUUCCCACUUAGGAAGAAGCACAAAACACUGACAACCAAAGAUCAGAAGACGAGUAUAGUCAGGAUGACGACCAUACAGCACGAAGUAAGGACUCUUUUGUUGAAGUAUAGGAGUCAUAUGAUAGUUAAUCAAACGAACUGAAGUUGCUACGACUUCAGGACGAAAACGAAUAGGAAAACAAUGGGCUAGAAGAAGUGCCCGAGUAAGCUCAACAACAUGGCGGUACUUUCGUUACCAAACCAAUUUGUUGAGAUACUCCAGGAUACGACAUUUGACUCAGAAUGCCACGAGACUUAUACACUUCAUGCAAAGGGUGAGAGCUAAAUUUGCCUCCCGGAUCUGAGCAAAUAACCUUAACCGUACGACCAAAUUGAGUAUGUAUCAUAUUAAGGAACUCGAUAGCCACAGAAUGAAGUUCAUAUUUCAGACGGAGAAAAUAGAUCCAAGAGAAAUGAGUAGCAUGAUAAAUAAACAAGGCAAAAUAAC